CAGAUCAGAAUUUAAAAUCGGAAUGUAGACAAAAAUCCAGAAACAGUCGGUCAUUGUCUUCGGCGCGUUUCACUUAUACACUCUUCGUCAUAAUAAUUAACCUUUUGCAUAGAUUGCAUUUUUUCGAAGUUACUCGUGUGUCGCAAAGAUCAGAAAGUGUAUCGCGUUCAAGUUCAAUUUCGACUCUGAAUUUAUUCGAAGGAAUUCAAUUUAAAAUAUUGACGAGUUCUUGACUUUUCUUGAUAGUUACUGACUAAACUUUGCAACUAAUUGUCGCGAUUCAUCACCGAAUACAGAAAAUUCUUUAAAUCUCUAACUGAUGAGGAAUGGCAUCCUUUCUCCAAGCGCAGGAAAUCCAAAACGAGCACAUCGGCUAAUUUCGGGCAGCAAAUAGCCUGAUAUGGGUUAAAAUAAAAACAUCGAAUGCAAGUUCAAGUUUGAAAUUGGAAAACGACGACUUUUUUUUAAAUAUUUUUAUAACAAACAACGAAUUUGGGACAAAAAAUGGGUCACAAAGUUGGAACAAUGACUUGUAAGAAACACACGAGCUUCAGCGAAAAGGAUAGGGCAAUGUUGUAUGACUUGUUAGAACGCGGCGAAUCGAUUCCGUUAUUGCGUAAGGAUUAUCUCCCGAUUUCAUCGAGUCCCAAGAAGAGAUGUUGCGAUUCUGGUUUGGUUAUUCUUUCGUGUUUUUUGAUCAUUGGAUCAAUUAUUGGGCUUUAUUUGUUACUUGAACAAGAUCAAAAACUGAAAUUUAACGUGCCCUUUUUCAUGGUUGAACGAUCUGUACUUAAUUUUGCGACGCCAACGAAACUUUUACUCGGAAUUGGACAAAAAACGUCGCUUGAAACAUCAACUGCCAAUGCAAUAGUUAUCCAAAACACCCGAUUUCCGCAAUGUUUCUCGAAGGAAAUGUGCACGGAGAUCAUCAAGAGUCUCAUAGCUUUGGGAGUUCCGGUUCAACAAAAUUUCCUGAUUGGCGGAGACGGGCAUGUUUAUGAAAUUCUCGGAUGGGAUCUCAAUGGAAGUAAUGACCCGAAUAUGCUCACAGUAGGAUUUAUGGGAGAUUUUACAAAUCAAAUACCCCCAAAAUUGAUGUUUGAUGUCGCAAAAGCUCUUAUUUCGGAAUCAAUUCGUCGAAAACGCUUAAAUGCCGAUUACAACGUCUUUGGGAUUCGAAACUCAUCUCUUAUUGUACCAGAUGGCGAAGCAAUGUACGAAAAUCUUGCGUUAUGGCCUCGUUGGAAGAAUGUCAUCGUGAAAAGUUAAAAAAAAAUUAAAAAAAUAAAAGUCAACUUACAUUUGUUCGUUUU
Culicoides brevitarsis is the source of this 1313-nucleotide messenger RNA. RefSeq names its product peptidoglycan-recognition protein SB2-like. The record is from RefSeq and is a predicted model, not a curated record. The coding region runs from base 505 to 1269 and encodes 254 amino acids. Gene Ontology annotation, biological process: peptidoglycan catabolic process. The transcript has 4 exons. Gene Ontology annotation, molecular function: zinc ion binding; N-acetylmuramoyl-L-alanine amidase activity. Lineage: Eukaryota; Metazoa; Arthropoda; Insecta; Diptera; Ceratopogonidae.